This is a messenger RNA of Limulus polyphemus (Atlantic horseshoe crab), 3936 nucleotides long. RefSeq names its product H(+)/Cl(-) exchange transporter 7-like (gene ClC-b). Gene Ontology annotation, biological process: transmembrane transport; chloride transport. The transcript has 21 exons. NCBI's taxonomy places the organism in Eukaryota, Metazoa, Arthropoda, Merostomata, Xiphosura, Limulidae. The record is from RefSeq and is a predicted model, not a curated record. Gene Ontology annotation, molecular function: voltage-gated chloride channel activity. The coding region runs from base 1 to 2055 and encodes 684 amino acids. Gene Ontology annotation, cellular component: intracellular membrane-bounded organelle; lysosomal membrane.
AUGGGUUCCAUUUUAUCAGCAGCAGAAGAUGAAGAACAAGAAGUCUUAAUUCGCAAGGAGCUAGAUUCAUAUGUUCAGCCAGCCAUUUCUUCUUCUUUUCCAUGUGACAAUGUUUCUGAGGAAGAAAACAAUUUGGACUCUCUUUUUCUGGCACCUUCUUGUUUUGUAUUUGUACCCGUUGCUAUAGGAGCCACUCUUGUUGCAUAUCUUGCUCCAGUAGCAGCAGGCAGUGGUAUUCCUGUGAUAAAAUGUUACCUCAAUGGUGUGAAAGUUCCAGAAGUUGUUCGUGUCAAGACUUUCAUAGUGAAAGCGGUUGGUGUUGUUCUAUCGGUCGUUGGUGGACUUGCUGUAGGAAAGGAGGGUCCAAUGAUUCAUUGUGGAGCAGUAAUAGCUGCUGGAAUAUCCCAAGGAAAAAGCACAACAUUUCGUAAAGAUCUAAAAAUAUUUUAUAGAUUUCGAGAAGAUCAUGAAAAAAGAGAUUUUGUGUCUGCUGGUGCAGCAGCUGGUGUGGCAGCUGCAUUUGGAGCUCCUGUAGGUGGAGUUUUGUUUAGUUUAGAAGAAGGUGCAAGCUUCUGGAACCAAACACUUACCUGGAGCAUUUUUUUUUGCUCAAUGAUCUCAGCUUUCACUUUGAAUUUGGUGCUCAGUGCUUAUCAUAAUCAUCCUGGACAGCUCUCUUACUCUGGGUUGAUUAACUUUGGAAAAUUUGAUAACAUCAGUUAUAGUUUUGUGGAAUUACCAGUUUAUGUACUUAUGGGAACCAUAGGUGGCCUUUUUGGUGCUCUGUUCAAUUAUUUAAAUCAUAAACUCACUGUUUUCCGACUUCGGUACCUAUAUUUGAAAUGGCUUCAAGUUACAGAAGCUUCACUUGUAGCCAUGAUGACAGCAACAGUUGGAUUCACCAUGAUAUAUUUUUCAUGGGAUUGUCAAGUGUUAGGAAGUGAUCCAGUUGAGUAUGCACUUCAGUUUCACUGUGAGGAUGGGAAAUAUAGUGCCUUGGGUGCAAUCUGGUUCCAAACUCCAGAAGCUAGUGUAAAGAGCCUCUUUCAUGAUCCACCAGGGUCUUGGACUCUCACUUCUCUGGGGAUCUUUUUUCUCUUCUACUUCCUUCUGGCAUGCUGGACAUAUGGACUUAGCGUUUCUAGUGGUCUCUUCAUCCCCACACUUCUUGCAGGUGCUGCUUGGGGAAGAAUUAUGGGCAUCUGUGCUGAAUGGUUGUUCAAUGGACAGGACUGGGUUUGUCCAGGAAAGUUUGCUUUGAUUGGAGCAGCAUCCAUGCUGGGUGGUGUGGUACGAAUGACAAUCAGUUUGACGGUUAUUCUGAUUGAAGCAACAGGAAAUAUUACUUUUGGUCUUCCACUGAUGAUAGUCCUUAUGGUGGCCAAAUGGGUUGGAGACUAUUUUAAUGAGGGCCUGUAUGAUAUUCAUGUCCAGCUUUCUAGUGUUCCACUCUUGGCUUGGGAACCCCCACCCCUGUCAAACAACAUCUAUGCCAGUGAAGUGAUGAGUCAUCCAGUAACAACUUUCUGUACAGUGGAGAAAGUUGGUCGAAUAGUGGAAACGUUAACAUCAGAGCCUCACAAUGGUUUUCCAGUAGUUGACAGUGAUGAGCCAGCAUCCUUAUCAACUAAUCGAACAUUUGGAAGGUUUCGUGGAUUAAUCCUUAGAUGGCAGCUUAUUGUACUUCUACAGCACAAGGUUUUCAAUGAAACAGCAGAAAGACAGUGGGCUAACAAAAAACUUACUCUAAAUGAUUUCAGAGAUGCUUAUCCAAGAUACCCACCUAUACAACGGGUUCACAUAUCACCACAGGAGAAAGAGUUUUCUAUAGAUCUCAGGCCUUUUAUGAACCCAUCAACUUAUGCAGUUUCACAUACUGCAUCUCUUCCUCGUAUCUUUCGCCUCUUCAGGGCUCUUGGACUUCGACAUAUUGUUGUAGUCAAUGAUCAACAUGAGGUUAUUGGAAUUGUGACAAGAAAAGAUUUGGCUCGAUAUCGCACUUGGCAACACAGAGGCAAGAUGGGUUUAGAAGAACUCAAUAUUUAUGUAGGCUGAGAAGUAGAUGAAACAAUUUUUUCAUGGUUACUUAAGAUCCUGUAUGACUUCAUUGAAAAGACUGAACCAUUCAGUUUCUGUAAGCUCUGUAAAAGAUAAUUUUAUUUAAAGAAAAUAGGAAUUUUUGUAAUUAUUCUAUGUUGCACUGAAGAUAUUUAAUAAGAUGAAACUAUAUGCAUGUUAAAUAUUACUUUUUCUUCUUUUUUCUUUUGUAUUUUUUUAGUAUUUAAUUGCCUUACAAAUAUAGAUCAUCAAGGUGAACAUAAACACCAAUAAACAUUUGGAGAAAAAUAAAUGUUCAAAUAAUACAGUGAUUGAGUACUUUAAAAUGAUGUUUCAUUCAUAAGCAGAUAUUUUAGUGUAUGAAUGUUACUAGCAGCUUGUAAUGAUUGCCAGAGUAAUUGACAAAAUAAAAAUGCAUAUAUUGCCUUACUGUAUGCCAUUUACCAUAAAACACAUAAAUUAUUAACUUCUUAUAAGCUAUAAGUAAAGGCAGAAAAUUUUAAAAUUUGUUCGAAGUAACCACUAAAAACAAACAUGUAGGGUUGAAUUUCUGAGGCCAGUCAGUCUCAAUGGUAGGGAAAAAAAUUGUUCAUUAGAUCUUCUUUGAAAUGAAAAAAAUGGCAUAAGUAGUUGAGUAUUGAUACGGAAAAAAAUAAAAGGUAUAACUGGUAUGGAGUUUGAGAAAAAUAGAUAAAGUUGAAAAAAUAUGCUUGGCUGCUCAGUAAGACAAAAAUUGCUGAAAACUUUAGUUAUAAACCCACGAAAACAAGUUGUAUAUAUAUAUAUAUAUGUAUAUAAUUUUGUUUGGAAAUGCAGAUAUGGUGUAAAAUAAUCUGAAUUCAAAUGUUAUGUCAUGUAGGCAUGUAUCUUGGCAGUUUAAGAAUGGCAGUGGUAGUGAGGCCCAGGUCAUACAGUUGUCUUUACUGAAUUUGUAUUUGUUUAUGUUCUGCAUAUGUUAUAAGGAUUGUAAUGAUUUGUUUUUGUAUCUUUAAGAAAUGAAAAAUCUGUUAUCACCCAGGUGUCACAUUUGAUGUACUAAUCUUUUGAGUGUGACCCUGUAAGUUGUCAUAAAUACAGUACUCAGUAAAGAAAUCUCUUCAACUGUUGAGAAUUGUCAGUAGACAUCAUUUUGGUUCAUGCACAUUUAGAUUUAGUUCUCAUAAAUAUUAUAACUUUACCUACUUUUUAGCAUUUGCAAAAUUAUGUUGCUUCUUAUCCUGAAAUAUAUUUAUACGUUAAAGAAAUGUACUUUAUGAUAUAGAAAUAAAAAUACUUUGUGUCUCAGGUAGCAUUGUUUAAAAAAUGUAUACAUUAUUUUUUGUGUAAUAAGAGUUUUUCUUUAAUACUCAAUAGUUCACUAUUUAUUUAUGUUAGUAGGUGUCAUAAUUUUUAGAGGAUGUAUUACAGUAUGUUUGAAACCAAGUAAUAGAAAAGGUGCUUUUAAUUGAUUUAAAAAAAAAUAUUAUUUGUUCAUUAGAUUUUAAGUGCUCAUUUAAAUACAAUGCAAUAAGAAGUUGUUUCUACGAGCAUGUUUAGUACUCUUUUCAUUAUGGGGAUUAACCUCUAACAGUGUAUUUUAGAUAAUACUUACUAUAAUUUUAUAUGAUGAGAUCUUGUAUUAUUUGAAUGUGAUUUUGAUGAAAGUAAUUGUUUAAAAUGAAAAAUACAUAAUGUAAUGAAUUUUUCCCAAGUAAUUUCUGUGCUGAGAAAUGAGGGAACUAAUAAAAUUCUAAGCCCCCCCCCCCCAAAAAAAACUAUUUGGGAAGGGAGGCUAAAAUUGUAACUUGGUAGAGAUAAGCCUUUCUAGACAUGCCACUGGUGAUUACAUUUGAACAUGAUGAAAAAGAUUCAAUCAAAUAAAUAAUUACUAAAAAAAAA